This is a messenger RNA of Lottia gigantea (owl limpet), 829 nucleotides long. RefSeq lists its product as hypothetical. NCBI's taxonomy places the organism in Eukaryota, Metazoa, Mollusca, Gastropoda, Lottiidae. The annotation marks the transcript as partial. The transcript has a single exon. The record is from RefSeq and is a predicted model, not a curated record.
UAGACAGUGAUGAAGAGUUUGCAAGAGAUUCAUUAGAUGUUGAAGACACACCUCACAAUAAUUUUGUCAAAGACUCCUUAGAUCUCUACAAUCCACACAAUGGAGGUUCAAAGCAAGGAAUUCAUCCUAAUCAAAGUCCAUUGAAGCAGCAGCAAAGAGCUCAACAACCAAAUUCUUAUCAACACCAUCCAAUGGUUGAACCAUGGGAGGAACAGUAUCAGGAUGAUUAUCAACAAGGAUAUCACCAGCACAAUGAUCAAACACCAACACGACAGCCAAGUGUCCAACCAAGAUUUCCUCAACAACAGGAAAGUCAGGAAUCCUAUUAUGCUCAGGGUGAUAUGUACAUGCAACCCAUGCCUCAACAAGCCAAGUCAUAUCAUCAGAUACAAGAAAGUCCAGAUCUUAGAUAUGGUCCUGUCAGUGAGCACCCAUCACAAACACCAGCUUACAGAGUCGGCAUUGCUGGUUAUCAAGAGAAUGAAAAUGAUUAUGACCUACACAGAAACAACCAACAAGGCAUACACCCACCCUCUGAACAAUUCUUUAAAGAUCCCAGGUCAAAGCCCAUGAACAACCAAGACUCAAGAUCAAAUCCUAACAUAAAUCAGUAUCCAAGACAAGAACAUCAAUUUAAUCAAUAUGAUGAAUAUGAAGAUCCCAGAUUACAGAACAUGAAUCAAGAUCCCAGAGCAUAUCCUGUUGUGAACCAAGAUCCGAGAGCGCAUCCUGUUGUGAACCAAGAUCCCAGAUCACAUCACGUUAUGAACCAAGAUCCCAGAUCACAUCAUGUUAUGAACCAAGAUCCUAGAUCACAGCAUGUUAUGAA